UUCUCCCCGGCUCAUGAUCCUCGCAUGUUGUGGGUCCUGCCUGAAUGCUUGAGUUGACAGGAAAGCUGGGGCUUUGCACCAACACCAGGAAGUGAAGCAGAAGUGAAUCCGCAUGCAGGAGCUGAACUGAAUUUCAUUCCAUUUCAUAACACGGGCAUUUAGGACAUAUCCGAGCUGUAAAUCUGUGUCGAGUGUGUUUUAAUCGCGGUUUGAAGGCAUGGCGUUGUGAAAUGUCGUGAAAGAGUAAAUAUUAGGGCUGUAUGGGGGUCUUGUGAUGCCGUAGUGGGACUGAGACACCCAUGUUAAUUCUUUUAACAUGUACUGGAAUUUCGGCGCCAAUGAGGACUCGGAAGACCAGCCUGCCUGCUGCGAUGCCAAGCAAGAUGGCAGUGCAGAAAUGGGAGCCAAGCAGUCGGCGGUUGGCAGUGCUGUUUUGUCCCAGUCGCCCACCGUAGAAAAUAUCUACGAGGCAUAUGGACAAGGCGAAGAGCGCAAGGCGCACGAGCUGAUCCGGAUCGCCUGCCAGGAGAACAGUGGAGGACGUGCAGACACGCUAGGGCUCCUAUGUGCUUCCAGUCGGCAUGGAGACAUUGAGAGUGUUCGGUUCCUGCUGAAAGAUGCUCGGGUAACGUUUCCUCAAGAACCCAGAGAAGGAAAUCCUGCUGUCUUGGCUGCACAUUACGGUCAUCACACAGUGGUUCAAGAGCUGCUGGACUCCAUUCAGUUUCCAUGCCUCCAAAAAGAUUUGUUGAACUUGAUGCUGGCGACAGCAUGCCAGCAGGGCCAUUUAGAGGUGGUGAAGCUGCUGAUUCUCAAUUACCAGGCCGAUGCAGAGGAUUGCGCACUACAUACCGAUGAGUUUGCAGUUAUAACUGGCCUGCCACUGUACGCUGCCGCCCGGGCAGGAAAUAAGGAGAUUGCUAGGUUUUUGCUGGAGAAUGGAGCCUGCUUCUCUUCGUACACGUUGAUGGACCACGGCACGUUCGCGCAGGAGCUGCUGAGAGAGCGCCUGUUGGAGGACAGGGACACACGCAGUGACGGGAGAGUGCAGCAACCGGUGAGUGUGCAGUGGUCAGGGUUAAAGCUGCCAUGGUUGGAGCUGGACUGGUUCCUGGACGUUUCCUCCAGGAUCACAGUACUGGAUGUGUCACACAACGGCCUGAGUUCCCUGCCCUCCGUGGUGCCGUGGGGCCUCAUAAACCUUCACACACUCAACCUCUCUCACAAUAAGCUGAAAGAGCUGCACACACCCCAGUCCUCUCAGGAAAUCAUCUGCAUCAGAUUACGCCAGGUCAAUCUGUGCGAGAACGAGUUGGAGAGUCUCCCGGUUGGCUUGCUGCAUCUCAGCCAGAUCCAGAGACUUCUUGCAGCCAAGAACAAGCUCAGUGUACUGUUCAGCAUCCCUAAUGGCACUAACUGGAUUGGACUACGCAGGCUUCAGGAGCUGGACGUGUCCGAUAACCUCCUGACUGAUCUCCCGUUCCACGUGCUGCACUGCUUCAAGUCCCUAAACAGCAUCAACAUUAGCAAGAACAGGCUAAGCCGCUUUCCCGACCCCUGGGCCUGUCCUCUGAAAAUCUGCAAAGCUGCGUCCAACCAGAUCCAGAGUCUCCCUGAUACAAUCUCUAUCUUCUGGAGGACUCAUCUGAAGGAGGUGGACUUCUCAGAGAAUGCCCUGAAGGAGCUGCCCUCCUACAUAUUUGAACUCGAGGCCAUCCUCUCCCUGAAGCUAUGUGGGAAUCAGAUCGCCACCCUGCCGCCUCCAAAUAAAUGGAAAUGCUCUCAGCUCCGAACCUUGGACCUGUCCAGAAACCAGCUGGGGAAGCAGGUCAAGUCAGAAGAAAGCACUAAGACCAGGAGGCUUCCUUUCUUAACCACGUGGCAUCGAAGAGACCCAGAACCAGCUUGUCCCGUCCAGUUUCCCGAAAUCCUGAGGGAUACACUGGAAGUCCUGUACCUCAACGACAACCAGCUGGAGUGUGUGCCUCCGUCAGUGUGCACACUUAAAACCCUGUCUGAGCUCUAUCUGUCCAAUAAUCCAGGCAUCCAGGAGCUCCCGGCUGAACUGGGCCAGCUCUCAAACCUCUGGCAGCUGGACCUAGAAGAACUAAACAUUCUCAAUGUGCCCACAGACGUCUGCAGGGAUGGUCCGGCGGCUGUGCUGGCCUUCCUUCGUGCUCAGCUGCGAUGUGCUGAGGCCUGUAGGUUGAUGAAGCUGAUGUUUGUUGGGCCACCGCGUCAGGGGAAGAGCACUUUGCUGGAGGCCCUCCAAACUGGAAGAAACUCUCCUUUUUCUUUGUCUGAUCACAGCAUUCGCACCUCAAACUGGGUGUUAGAGAGACCCAGUGGAGUCAAGAAUAAUAUCGACUCGGUGUCCUUCAACGUGUGGGACAUUGGAGGUCCAGCCAGCAUGUCCACUGUAAACCAAUGUUUCUUCACGGAUAAAGCUCUUUAUGUGGUGGUCUGGAACCUGACACUAGGCGAGGAGGCCGUGGCCAACCUGCAGUCUUGGCUGCUCAACAUUGAGGCACGCGCCCCAAACUCAGCAGUCAUAGUCAUCGGCACUCACCUGGAACUCAUCGACACUAAGUUUCGCACAGAGCGAGUUGCCACACUAAGAGCCUACAUCCUGGCGCUGUGCAGGACACCAUCAGGUGCCAGGGCCAGCGGAUACCCUGACAUCACCUGGAAGCAUCUGCAUGAGGUUUCGUGUAAAAACCUGGAAGGCAUGGACGGUCUCAAGAGGCUCCUGUAUCAGGUGGCCUGCUCCAUGAAGGACAUUAGCAAUCCAGCCAGCUGCCACAAACUGGUGGGAAGACUGAUCCCCAAGAGCUACCUAAACCUUCAGGAGGCUGUGAUAGUGGAGCGUCAAAGGAGAGAUGCAGAAGAUGAGGUCCAGUAUCUGACAGAUCUUGAGCUGGAGCAGAUAAUUGAACACAGUCCAGACAGCGAUAUUAAAGACUAUGAGGACCUCCAGACUGCGAUCAGAUUUUUAAUUGAGACGGGCACUGUGCUGCACUUCUCUGAUACGAGCCAUGGCUUGUGUAAGCUUUACUUCUUGGAUGCUGUAUGGCUAGCCGAGUGUUUAGAGCGGAUUGUGCAUCUGAAGAGCUCACGCUCUGUGGCGCGGAACGGACUGAUCCGAACCGAGGACCUGCGCAUGCUGUUGAUCGGCACCGGCUUUACCCAGCACACCGAGGAGCAGUACUUCCAAUUCCUCGCCAAGUUCGAGAUCGCUCUGCCUGUGGCCAGCAACAGUUAUCUCCUGCCACACCUGUUGCCUCCAAAACCAGCCAUGGAUAUCCAUGGCUUUCGCCAACACACCAGCAACACCAUCCAGCGUCACUUUAAGAUGAGCUUCGUUCCAGCCGGAUUCUGGGAGCGCUUCAUCGCUCGCAUGCUGAUCAGUCUGAAUCAAAUGGACCUGCAGGCCUUGGAGACUAAGAAAGGCUCACGGAGCCCACGGAACAGGAACACAGUGAUUUAUAGCUUUGCUGGAAAACAGCAGAAGAACCGCUGCAGCACGUUCCGAGUGCGUCGAAGCCAGACCAUCUACUGGAAAGAAGGAUUGUUGGUCACCUUUGAUGGAGGAUACCUGAGUGUUGAAUCAUCAGACCUGAACUGGAAGAAGAAGAAGAGUGGUGGAAUUAAGAUUAUCUGUCAGUCCGAAACGAGGGACUUCUCAGCGAUGGCCUUCAUAACUGACCAUGUUAAUGCUCUCAUAGAGCAGUGGUUUCCAGCGUUGACAGCGAGCGAGAGUGACGGAUCUCUGCUGAUCGAGCAGUAUGCACCCUGUCCUUAUUGCACUAUGUUCUCACGCCCCAAUGACUCGGUUCCUCAGACCAGCUCUACCUGGUCGGUUUCUCAGACCAGCUCUACCAGCACUACAGUUCACUAUUUCAACAUGGAGGACUGUGUGCUGGCUGCUGCAGAGAAAGAGCACAUCAGCUGCCCUAAUCACCCCAAAGAGCUCGUGCCCCUCCAGGAGCUCGUACCUGAGCUCUUCAUGACGGACUUCCCCUCAAGGUUGUUUCUGGUAAAAAGUGAACUGGAAUGGAGUGAACAGGAGAAAGAUAUUCUUGGACAGGGAGGCAGCGGAACCAUCAUCUACAAAGCCAAGUACAGAGGGCAGCCAGUGGCCAUCAAACGGUUCCCCUUUAAGAAAUGCCGGCAGCAGACCCUCAACAGCGGCACAGACACCAUGCUGAAGCACCUGCAGUCUGUGGACGCUGCAAAAAGCUUCUCAGAGUUCCGACAGGAGGCCAGCAUGUUACACACCCUGCAGCACCCCUGCAUUGUAGCCCUGCUGGGCAUCAGCAUCUACCCGCUAUGUUUUGCUUUACAACUGGCGCCACUUGGGAGCCUCAACACCGUGCUGGAGGAACGCAGCAAAGGCUCCUUAUUCAUUCCCCUAGGCCACAUGCUGACCUUCAAAGCUGCCUAUCAGGUUGCUGCAGGAUUGGCCUACCUUCACAGGAAGAACAUAAUCUUCUGUGAUCUGAAGUCAGACAACAUCCUCGUCUGGUCGCUGCAGGUGGAGGACUCGGUCAACGUCAAGCUGUCCGACUAUGGCAUAUCCCGACAGUCUUUUCACGAGGGAGCUCUGGGGGUGGAGGGCACACCGGGCUACCAGGCUCCUGAAAUCCGCCCUGGCAUCGUCUAUGACGAGAAGGUGGACAUGUUCUCUUAUGGGAUGGUCCUAUACGAGCUGUUGUCUGGACGCCGGCCAUCGUUGGGUCAUCACCAGCUGCAGAUAGCGAAGAAACUCUCCAAGGGUGUACGGCCUGUUCUGGGAAUCCCAGAGGAAGUGCAAUUCUAUUGCCUCCAGGCAUUGAUGCAGGAAUGCUGGGAAACCAAACCAGAGAAGCGUCCUCUAGCCAUGCCUAUCCUAAGACAGAUGCAGGAGCCGAGUUUUGCCUGUCUGAGGUACCUGUUGCCCUGCGAGCAGCAAAGCCAGCUCUUCCUCUCCUCGCUUCAGGGCUACAGCGCCGUCUUCUGGGACGGAGAAAAGGACAACAGGAACUACACGGUGGUGAACGCAGCCAAAGGUCAGGUGGAGGUGAAGCGAAUGCCAUGCCCAGGAUCUCGCCUUAGCUGUCAGCUGAAGAUGGAGAACACCCUGUGGACCGCCACCGAGGAGCAGGAAGUUUUUAUCUACAGCCUGAAAGAGAUGUGUCCCCUGAGUCACCCGCAGAAACUCCUCUCUUGUCCGGCCGUGGUCACCUGCCUCACGCUGCUGCCAGCCAGGUCAGAGUCUCUGCCACGGGUUUUCGCUGGCAUGGCAGAUGGCCUGAUUGCUGUGUACACACUAGUGGAUGAUUUGCCAUUGGAAGGCGAGGCCUACGUGUGCUCUCACACUGUGAACAAGACUUUGUUGAAGAUGGAGGAUUUGGACCCACGCCAAAGACCAUACCCUGUAAAGUGCAUCGUGCCUGUACGCUCCGGCUCUGAGGUGUGGUACACUAAUGGGCCAGGUAUGCUUGUGAUCGACAGCCUCACACUGCAGCCGAUUCGCCGCCUCGACCCUUACGUCCCACCUUCCUGCGUGGUCUCCAUGGCGUCCGCUCCGAGUUUCAGAGGUGAUGAGGCCAUCUGGUGUCUGGAUGACCACACUAACAAGCUGCUAAUGUACCAUGCCAAUAGCUACCAGCUCUGUGCCAGUUACAGCUGUGGUGACUCGCACCCAUUACGAGAUGUUUUCCCUAUCCAGAAUCCAGCAGGAGUUACAGAUGUCACUUUGGAUACUAAGGUACAAACUGAGGAAGAGGAACCGGGUUCACCGGAGCUUAAACCCACACACAGUGACAAUGCCAUCGUGACAAUAAUGCACAGCAAGGAUGCUGGCACACAGAUCCUCAACCAGCAGGACUCAGUAGAUUACUGCUCCAUCAGCUCCUCAGGGUUCAGCUCAGAGCAGCUGGCAGGACUUACCAACUUAGAAGGUUCCAGCUCAGGUGCCCUCAGCUCCCUAGCCAGCUCCAGCAGCAUGCCCUUCUCCACAGAUUGUGAGGAUUCAGACAGGGCUCAAGACGAGCAGAACUCAGAGGAGUCUUUGCCUCUAGAAAGUGCAGAUCCACCACCACAGAACCGGACCAUUUCCAACCUUCAGGCCCUUAAUGUGGUUCCAGUUAGCGACACAUUAUGGAUACCCAGGUGUGGAGGGGACAUAAUGGUGAUCGAGGUGCAGGAACAGUCAGGGCUGCUUCGAGGUCGUGUGAUCGCUGUGCUGACUGUCCCAGAAGUACAGCAGUAUGGGGUCCUAGUGGAAGCUGCGCUGGUUGCAAAGGACACUGUUGUAUGCGGCUUUCGUAACGAAAACAUGGCCUGGUGCCUGGCUGUCUGGAGGGGCUGGGGAGGCCGCGAGCUCGAGCUCUUCUACCAGUCCUAUGAGGAGCUUGGCCGUUUGGAGACCAACAUAAAGAAAAGAAGGUAGCUGUGUGUGAGCGCGUGUUGCAGAGCAGAAUCGCAGCACUGUGUGGUUAAAAGGUGACUUUAGGGAAUACACACAUGUGGAGCUAACAGGACUCAACUAUGGUGAAUGAGCUGACCUGCGUACUAGAUACUCUACACGUACACAAGCCAUGGAUUGAGCAUAUAUACUGGGCAGCUGGAUUCAGAGACUUCAUUACACAGACAGACACCCCAUACAUCGUUGCCAUAUGGGCUUACACAUGUCUAUACAUUUUGGACUGUAUCUCCAAACACACACAUUAUUAUAUUGGCUGAAUCAGAGGCAUGAGUGAGGAGAACUGACAUUAGUGCUAUGUUCAUGAAAGGGAAGGUACAUUAACUCAGUAAAGAACAAUACUAGGAAUGUCUGUGUUUGUCUGUGUGUGUGUGUGUGUGUGUGUGUGUGUGUGUGUGUGUAGCACAGCAAAUUAAUCAGCAACCAAGAAACUUGAGACUAGAGCACACAGACUUCCUGUAACAACAGCUCAGCUGUAUUGGAUGUGUAUCUGACUUGGGGCCAAGUCAGUAUUUGUAUUUCAAAUUAUGACCAGCAAUAAGGAGCCCUGUAUUAACCUCAUCUUCCCCGGAGAAACUUCUUUAUACAUUGAAGCCAAUCACAGGUUUCUAAACGAUUUCAGAAUUUUUUCGGACCUGAAAUGUAAUGGUUCAUCCAAGACAUUUGCUUUUUUGUUUUAGUUUUGCACAGGAGCAAUGAGGCUGUUGUAGUUACCUUUCACAUAUAUGCAGCAUCCAUCAUAGCCCAUGCAGUUUUCAAUUAAUAUGAAUAGACUUGUUGACGUAGUUUGGGACACGGUGCAAACUUUCAUCUUAGACAACCAGAAACAUUUAUUUUCCUUGGUGCAAAUUUGGUACAUUUUACCUCUUUAGACUCAGCCUUCCAAAGUUGAUCAUAAUAUAAAGACGGUGACAAAUGAAUAAAAAUAUCAAAGUCUUUUUGUAAGGGUUUGGCUCAUCAUGAGUCAUAAGGACAGUUACACUGUGCUUUAGGGGGUUUCUACAAGUGUCUGGAAGUGUACUGGAGGGACAGACACUAUUCAUCCAAAAGAUAUUCUUUCAGUUGGUGUUUUGAAGAUAGUGAGCACUGUCCACCAACACGUCGCUCCAAAAUCUCCCACAGGUAUUCAGACGGGUUGAGAUUAAGUGAGUGUGAAGGCCAUAGCAUAUAAUUCACAUAAUUUUCAUCAUCAUUAAAGUACUCAGUGAGCUUUUCAGGUCUGUGGAUCAGGCUGAAGUUGUCUCGGUAGAGACCAAUCCCAUUAGGACAGAAAUGUUUCAUUCAAGGAUAAAGGUGACCAGUUACAACUUUUAUAUUGACUUGCAGCUACUUUUUCCUCUAAGAAGACAAAAGAAGGACCAUUUAAACCAUGGCAACCAGAAAAAUGCUGAACAUUUGUCAAAUUUCAAAUAAUCUGUAAAAUCUGUAAAUAUUAAUUAUUUUUAAACAUCUUUGUGAGGUAUGUAUUUGAACAAUUACUAAAUUUUAUUGAAACAAUUAUACAAUAUAUAAGCUUUGGCCAUUCUGAAAAUGUUAGGUAAUACUGUAGAUAGCUACACUAUAUGCACAAAACUAUUGGAACAUCUAACUUUUCCAGCCAUAUGUGGUUCUUUCCCAAACGGUUACAAAUCUGGAGGCAUGCGGUUGUAUAAAAUACCUUUCAAUGUGGUACUGAAUUUUCCCUUCACUUGAACUAGGAUACUCAAACCUGUUCAUAUCUUUACUGGUCUGCCAUAGAGUUCGGACCUCAGCCUUAUUAAACACCUUUGGGAUAAAAUACAUCAGUACCUGACAUUAAUAACACUCUUGUGGAAAAGAUCUCCACGAUCACAUUUCAAAAUCUAGUGGAACAUCUUCCCAGAAGAGUGGAGGCUUAUAACAGCAAAUGAGCAACAAACAUGGAAAGGGAUGUUCAAAAAGCACAUACAAAUCUUAUGAUCAGGUUUCCACAAAAACCUUUUUGAAUUUGUGUAUAUUAGACUUGGAGCUCCAGUGCAAAACUAAAAAAAAAGCAAAUGUUGAACCUUAAUAUUAAAUUAAAUUAUUUCAUACAUUUGGGUUAGAAAAUAGAAGAAAUUCUAUUAAACAAUUAUUUUACUUUUUCACUUGCAGAAAUACCAGCAUGUUUGCUUUUCAUAUUGUACAUAUGUAGCAGUUUGUAUGCAGGUAAUUGUAUGAUAUUUAUGUUCUAUAAAUCUGCAUGUGUAAAUAGAUUGUUGCUGUAUUGUAAAUUUAAAUAAAAGGGUUUUUGUUGAA
This is a messenger RNA of Silurus meridionalis, 8722 nucleotides long. RefSeq names its product leucine-rich repeat kinase 1 (gene lrrk1). Gene Ontology annotation, biological process: protein phosphorylation. Gene Ontology annotation, molecular function: protein binding; ATP binding; protein kinase activity. The record is from RefSeq and is a predicted model, not a curated record. NCBI's taxonomy places the organism in Eukaryota, Metazoa, Chordata, Actinopteri, Siluriformes, Siluridae. The coding region runs from base 317 to 6433 and encodes 2038 amino acids. The transcript has 34 exons.